Molecule: messenger RNA, 1479 nt
Organism: Miscanthus lutarioriparius
Lineage: Eukaryota; Viridiplantae; Streptophyta; Magnoliopsida; Poales; Poaceae
Source: the annotation of a GenBank genome assembly
AUGGACCCGUACAAGCACCGGCCGUCGAGCGCCUUCAACGCCCCGUACUGGACCACCAACUCCGGCGCCCCCGUAUGGAACAACGACAACUCCCUCACCGUGGGAGCACGAGGUCCCAUCCUGCUUGAGGACUACCACCUGGUGGAGAAGCUGGCCAACUUCGACCGUGAGCGGAUCCCGGAGCGCGUGGUGCACGCCCGGGGCGCCAGCGCCAAGGGCUUCUUCGAGGUGACCCACGACUUCACCCACCUGUCGUGCGCCGACUUCCUGCGCGCCCCGGGCGCGCAGACCCCCGUGAUCGUGCGCUUCUCCACGGUGAUCCACGAGCGCGGGAGCCCCGAGACGCUGCGCGACCCGCGCGGGUUCGCCGUCAAGUUCUACACCCGGGAGGGCAACUGGGACCUGGUGGGCAACAACUUCCCCGUCUUCUUCAUCCGCGACGGCAUGAAGUUCCCGGACAUGGUGCACGCGCUCAAGCCCAACCCUAAGACGCACGUCCAGGAGAACUGGCGCAUCCUCGACUUCUUCUCCCACCACCCGGAGAGCCUCCACAUGUUCACCUUCCUCUUCGACGACGUCGGCAUCCCCGCCGACUACCGACACAUGGACGGCUCCGGGGUGCACACCUACACGCUCAUCAACCGCGCCGGCAAGGCCACCUACGUCAAGUUCCACUGGCGCCCCACCUGCGGCGUCAGGUCGCUGCUGGACGACGAGGCCGUCGCCGUGGGCGGCGCCAACCACAGCCACGCCACCAAGGACCUCACCGACGCCAUCGUUGCGGGCAACUUCCCGGAGUGGACGCUCUACAUCCAGACCAUGGACCCCGAGCACGAGGACCGCUUCGACUUCGACCCGCUGGACGUGACCAAGACGUGGCCCGAGGACGUGUUCCCGCUGCAGCCCGUGGGGCGGAUGGUGCUCAACCGCAUCAUCGACAACUUCUUCGCCGAGAACGAGCAGCUGGCAUUCUGCCCGGGCCUCAUCGUCCCCGGGAUCUACUACUCCGACGACAAGCUGCUGCAGACCAGGAUCUUCUCCUACUCCGACACGCAGCGCCACCGCCUGGGACCAAACUACCUGCUGCUCCCGGCCAACGCGCCCAAGUGCGCACACCACAACAACCACUACGACGGCUUCAUGAACUUCAUGCACCGCGACGAGGAGGUGGACUACUUCCCCUCCAGGUACGACCCUGCCAAGAACGCGCCGAGGUACCCAAUCCCGACCGUCCACAUCACCGGCCGCCGAGACAAGACUGUGAUUGGCAAGGAGAACAACUUCAAGCAGCCUGGGGAGAGGUACCGCGCAAUGGACCCAGCCAGGCAAGAGCGAUUCAUCAAGAGAUGGGUCGACGCGCUCUCUGACCCCCGCCUCACCCACGAGAUCAGGAGCAUCUGGCUCUCCAACUGGUCUCAGGCCGACAGAUCUCUGGGCCAGAAGCUUGCGAGCCGCCUCAGCGCCAAGCCGAGCAUGUAA